This is a messenger RNA of Uloborus diversus, 1752 nucleotides long. RefSeq lists its product as uncharacterized. The transcript has 3 exons. The record is from RefSeq and is a predicted model, not a curated record. The coding region runs from base 1 to 996 and encodes 331 amino acids. NCBI's taxonomy places the organism in Eukaryota, Metazoa, Arthropoda, Arachnida, Araneae, Uloboridae.
AUGGAGUGUUGUGAAUUUGAUUGUGUAUAUUUCCAGUUGUGCUUAAAAGAUCUAAAAUAUUUGGUUCUACUGUUACUUUUAAUAACAUGCUUUUGCAUUGCCGCAGAAGGCCAACUGAACCGAAUAAAAGUUCCUCGACGUGCAGGCACGUCAAAAUUUUCACUCAAUCCUUUGAAGCCCCUCAUGAAUCUCAUGCGCCAAGACCCGAUGAAAGCUGCUGCGCAGAGGCAUCAUGCAAAGUACCUUCCACCUCCACCAGGAAUGUUUCAAUCACCUGCACCUUCAAGAGCCUCCACAGUUCCUUAUGGGGUACAUCCAUAUCGACCUUAUCCAUCCCAUCAAUCCAGAUAUCUACCACCAUCAAGCAUAUCCUUAUUACCACCACUGUCUGCUGCUCCGUCAUCUCUAGUGCUGUCGGCGCUUGUAAAUGAUCACUAUAACCACUAUAACCACUACAACAAUCACCACCAUAGUCACUAUAACCAGAAACCCAUGUCUUCUGAUCUCCAAAUAAAAGCUGUGCGUAUUCCUUCGAAGGUGCGUAGACCAGCCUCCAUCGACUCCUUGAACAUAGCGGAUAGUGUUGUUCGGCAACUACUGGACUUCCCACAGCAGCAAACUGAGCAAAAUUAUCCAUCAGUGUUAGUGAUUGAGGAUCCAGAUGUGACGUCAUCGAACGGAGGUAGUGAAAUCUAUGGCGAUGCUUUGUCACAAUUAUCGCAAUUAUCGCAAUCGCCCCAAAAAGUUCUGCUAUCUCCCCCUGUCCAUGCUGAUUAUAAUGGAGACGCUUCGACUGAUGUGUCCAGCAACUCAGCCAGUAAUCCCGAAGUGUUUGUAAUUGUGUCUAAGAAUAAAUCCAAAGGAAAUUAUUUUUCUGACGAUAAGAAAACGGAUUCUCUCACUACAUCAGGAUCUUCAACGAAACUCAAAAAGUACAAAAUCACUUCUGCAUUUGAUGAAUCUGGAGGAAGACAGGUGUGGAUAAUCAAACGGUGAUUCCGUCUCUGAAGAAACUAUGUGGACUCUAGAACUCUUUAUUUUUGAAGAGAAAAAUACGUGUUGAUUUUUGACAAAUCAACAAGUGUUAAACAAUAUCCAAUGUCGUUUCAUAGGAGAAAAAAAAACUUAGGAUUCGCACUCCAGGCGAGUUGCAUGAAAAAUUAUUCCGAGGUGCUGGCACAAUAAUCUCGGCUUUCCUUCUUUUUUAACGGAAAAAAAAAAGACUCAUUCACGAAAACAUCUCAUAUUUUAAGUGAGAUUACGCCAAUUUUUCCUAAACUGCCAUGUGAAGUUGUAAGUUCAAAUAUGGAUUUCGAGUACGUAAUUGUAAGCCUGUGUUUCAAUAUAUUCCUGUCAAAUAGGAUUAUCCAGGAUUUAAGCAUCGAUAAAUGUUAAUACCGAUUUCGUAAAUAUUCACUUAAAAAAUUUCAUUGUUUUUCCUUAAAAUCAAAUCUAUUUUAAAGCAUUCCACUUUUUUUCCCAAAAAUAAUUUUAAAAAAUAAAUAAAACUUGAUAGACCACUAAGUUAUAACUUGUGUUUAAAAUAUGUAAAUAAGCAACAGAUCGUUACCUAACGAUUUUUGGAAUAUGAAAGAGUUGACAUAACAUUUUAGGAGUGCAAUAUUUUCAUUAAAAAUUGUUUGGGUAAUCAAACAAAGGAAAACUUUGCGUAAAAUGAGCUCCCCUCUGUGUGGGGAUCAGCAACAGUUAUAUGCAUAUAUGCUUUUUUUCUUUUUUUGAAGAAAAUGUAAA